Molecule: messenger RNA, 486 nt
Organism: Hansenula ciferrii
Lineage: Eukaryota; Fungi; Ascomycota; Saccharomycetes; Phaffomycetales; Wickerhamomycetaceae
Gene: ATG10
Product: E2-like conjugating enzyme
Exons: 1
Coding region: 1-486 (161 amino acids)
Molecular function (GO): ubiquitin-like protein transferase activity
Source: RefSeq, a predicted model, not a curated record
AUGAUCAAUGAAGAACAAUAUAAUAAGCAACUAAUAACUUUAGAAACAAAAUUAUCAAACUUACAACAUUUGAAAAACCUCCAAUUAAUUACAUUACCAAUAACAUCAAAAUCAAUAAUAACAUUCCAAACUACACCAAAUGAUUCAAUAACUCAAAGUUUUAUGAUUCGUUAUAAUGAUAACUAUCAAUCACCUGUAUUAUAUUUCAAAAUAAUGAAAUUAGAACUUGUAACACAAGAUUUCUUAGAAUUUGAAUCAUGGAAACCUAUAAUUAAUCCAAAUCAAAUCAAAGAGUUAAUUAAUCAAGAUCAAAUUCAAUUUGGAAUGACUCAAGUGGAAGAUACUAGAGGAAAUUGGUGGUUUAUACAUCCAUGUGAUACUACUGAAAUAUUACAGAAUUCAACAAAUGAUGAGUUUUUAAUUAAUUGGUUUAGUGUUUUUGGUGGAAUAUUUAUAAAUUUUAAAAUUGAUGAUUUAUUGAAAUGA